Molecule: messenger RNA, 505 nt
Organism: Pseudophryne corroboree (corroboree frog)
Lineage: Eukaryota; Metazoa; Chordata; Amphibia; Anura; Myobatrachidae
Gene: RPL35
Product: ribosomal protein L35
Exons: 4
Coding region: 99-470 (123 amino acids)
Biological process (GO): maturation of LSU-rRNA from tricistronic rRNA transcript (SSU-rRNA, 5.8S rRNA, LSU-rRNA); translation
Cellular component (GO): cytosolic large ribosomal subunit; ribosome
Molecular function (GO): mRNA binding; structural constituent of ribosome
Source: RefSeq, a predicted model, not a curated record
CCCCACAGCCUGGUGUCUUCAUAAUGGUAGAGUCCGUCACCCGGAAGAACUCUGCAGCAGGCUGCCCCCUCCCUUUCCUCUGGUAGCCGGCGGUGAUAAUGGCAAAGAUUAAGGCCCGAGACCUGCGCGGUAAGAAAAAGGAGGAGCUGUUGAAGCAGCUGGAUGACCUCAAAGUAGAACUGUCUCAGCUUAGAGUUGCUAAGGUGACAGGAGGUGCUGCUUCAAAGCUGUCCAAGAUUCGUGUCGUCCGCAAGUCCAUUGCCAGAGUCCUGACCGUAAUCAACCAGACACAAAAAGAAAACUUAAGGAAGUUUUACAAAGGCAAGAAAUACAAGCCUUUGGAUCUGAGGCCAAAGAAGACCAGAGCACUGAGGCGCAGGCUAAACAAGCACGAGGAGUCUCUGAGGACCAAGAAACAGCAGAGAAAAGACCGCCUGUAUGCCGUGCGCAAGUUUGCUGUCAAGGCAUAAGUCAUGUCCUAAAUAAAAUCUUUUCGGUAUAUGAA